Oryzias latipes (Japanese medaka) is the source of this 868-nucleotide messenger RNA. RefSeq names its product cytochrome c oxidase subunit 7A2 like (gene cox7a2l). Lineage: Eukaryota; Metazoa; Chordata; Actinopteri; Beloniformes; Adrianichthyidae. Gene Ontology annotation, biological process: regulation of oxidative phosphorylation; mitochondrial respirasome assembly; mitochondrial electron transport, cytochrome c to oxygen. Gene Ontology annotation, cellular component: respiratory chain complex IV. The record is from RefSeq and is a predicted model, not a curated record.
GGCAGUGUGAAGGCAACUAUCUCUGCGUCACUUUCCUUCGACGUCGCAGCCCUCAUGACGGUCCUUACCGGUUGAUCUGUUGUGGUCGCAGCACCUUCCUCUGUCCUUCAACUGGAAAAUGUACUACAAAUUCAGCGGAUUUACUCAAAAACUGACGGGCUCUGCUCCCACGGUUGCCUACAAUCCUCAGGGGCUGAAGCCAUCUAUCCCUGCUGAGUCCCCCACAAUGAUCUUCGCCACCCCCACCAAGGUGGUGUCAGAAGCGGGGGCUGUAGCAGAGUACAUGGGAACAAACAAGGUUCCUGAUCUCCAGAGGUUUUUCCAGACAUCAGACGGCGUCCCCGUUCAUUUAAAGCGCGGGUAUCCCGACAAGCUUCUGUACCGCACCACCAUGGCUCUGACUGUAGGAGGCGUCGUCUACUGCCUGGUGGCUCUCUACUACGCAGCCCAGCCAAAGAGGGGGUGAUCAACAAACACCAAGGAUUUUCUUUAAGCACCUGUGACUUUCUGCUGCUCGCCAUUCAACCUCUUUGGACUCUAUAAGAUGAGAAUUUAUCACUUUAUACCUUCUCUUUCACACCAGAGGGGUUGGGCCCACUUGACCAAGGUUCAAAAUGUAGUGAAGUGAAGAGAAAUAAGUUGAUGAAACUUGUUUAACAAGUAAACGAUUUAAGACAUUCAGAUCAUCAUUUCUUUAUUUACUAUAAUUCAAUCAGAAUUUUUUUGGAAGGUUUUCCUGUUAUUCCUGUAUAUUCUGGCCCCAUAAUGUUUAUAACUACACACACACAGAACAAAACAAAUGAUUGCAGUAAAAAUGUCUGCUUUGUUUGGAAAAGAUGUAUAACUUAAUAAAUUUUAAAUGGUAUGC